AUGGAGAAAAAGAUAUCAUCAAUUGAGUGUCGAAAGAAAUCCGGAAUUGCUUGGACGGCGAUUCGAAGCGAUCAAUUGAGAGGAAUCUUCUUGGAAAUUUUUACACCAGAAGAUUCUAAUAUCGCUGCUUGUAUAAAGAGUCUCAUUAGAAGCUGUUGUAAAUUCUCGUGCUGUAUGUGCUGCCAAAACUGUUUCUUUUGUUGGAGGGGAUUGUUCUUUCGAGAUGAAUUUCUCUUGGAAAACUUUUAUGAGGAAAUCACGCCUCAAGAGUGGAACUCACUGGAAAAAGAAGCAAGUAAAAUAAAAGGCGAAGUGACAGAGAAAAUUGUUCUGGUAAAGACAAAUGCAUCACCAUCAAUCCCAGAAGAGGUUGCGACCUCAAGCGCACAGGAGACACCCAGCUCCUCGCAGUCAUUGACAGACGGUGGAGCCUGUGACUUCAAUGAAGAUUUAGAUACCACCGAAAAUAAAUCUACGAAAACCCCGUUAAACACCAAAUAUGUACCCUCUUACACUGAACCCUGGUUCGUGACAGAGAUGUGGAAGAACCCGGGUAAAACUAGAACUAAAAUGAAAUCUUUUAAAGAAAUAUUCCGGAAGAAAAAAUAUUCACGCUUUUUAGAUGAACAAAUUGACGAAGAUUCGUCGGAUGAUGAACUUUCACAAGUUAAGUCAAAAGUCAAAUUGCGAACCAAGAUCCUAACACGACGAAGUCAACGCCGAAGCCGUGAAAGAGAGCCACCUGAAGUUUCAUUAUCGAGAAGCUUGUCACCCUCUUCCAUGUUUAAUGACUACCAAGGACAUAUUGAGACUAGUAUCUCUUUUGCUGCGCAUGUCAGGAGACAAGGUCCCGGAUUUUCGGCCAGUUGUACUCAGACCCUGCGCACCAGUGAUUUUAUGUCGAUCAGCGACUUAUUUGAAAGCGAGGUACAGAGUAACGUGACGGUCAAUCCGCUCUUCGAGGACGACGACAGUGAAGACGAAGAGUAUGUCAAACGAGCAAGACCGAGGAGGUAUCGAUUGUAUACCAUCGAUGAAGAAUCGGAAUCUUUCGACUCCAAUUAA
Pocillopora damicornis (cauliflower coral) is the source of this 1065-nucleotide messenger RNA. RefSeq lists its product as uncharacterized. The record is from RefSeq and is a predicted model, not a curated record. Lineage: Eukaryota; Metazoa; Cnidaria; Anthozoa; Scleractinia; Pocilloporidae.